Messenger RNA from Hemicordylus capensis (graceful crag lizard), 3349 nucleotides. It is a transcript of the gene CCDC57, whose product is annotated as coiled-coil domain containing 57. The coding region runs from base 269 to 3178 and encodes 969 amino acids. NCBI's taxonomy places the organism in Eukaryota, Metazoa, Chordata, Lepidosauria, Squamata, Cordylidae. The record is from RefSeq and is a predicted model, not a curated record. The transcript has 19 exons.
UUGGAAGAGAAUUCUUUGCCGGGUUUGUACCAUGGAAGGGGCUCUUGUUGAAAGAGGGUGGUGGGCUGGGUCAGGUGCUUUUGUGGGGACAUUUGUUAACCUCUCAAGUUUAAUGAUUCUUCGCGUCAUGAUCUUGCCGAUUUAAGUCUCAUUGACUUCAUUGGGAGAAUUAACCAUGUGCAUAAAUCUUUUCCACUGAAAUCCGUGGGCUUUAAAUGUGAUUAACUUUGGAUGGACUGUGCCCAUAGUGAUCCAAACAGGUCCAAUAAUGCUAUACACUGAAAAUACUUUCAAUGAACUUCUUAUCUGUAAAGAACAAGAACUGAAAGAGCUACAAGCUCAUCAAAUGCAUUUUCAGAAAACAGCACUGCAGGAAACCCAAAAACAACUUGAAGAAAUGCGUAGGAAAUUCAACAAAUUAAAGGAAGAUUUCACCUAUAACCUUAAAGUCUUGGGAGAAAGAGAUAAAGAGCUGGAGCACUAUGAUACCUUGUUUACCCAGUUGAAAAUGGUUGAAAAUGUGAAACAGGCAGAGGUUAGUGACCUUAGAAUACAGGUAGAUAAGCUGCAGCAAGCACUUGCUCGGGAAAUUAAAAAACAAGAGGCUCUUCAAUACCAAUAUCAACAAAAGCUGAAAGAACACCAAUUAGAGCUGGAGCGGCUUCACAGCUCUAAGGAUCUGGAUAUUAAUCACCAUCGUGAAGAGUAUGAGAAUAUGAAACAGCAACUGGAGAGAAAACUCCAGGAGGUGGAAGGUGAACUUGCUUUGCAAAGACAGGAACUUCUAGUGGAAUUUGAUGCAGAGAUGAAAAAGAGAGAGCAUGAGUUUCGACGGAAAGCAGAUGAAAUGAGCAAUUUAGUUCUGUCUCAUGAGCUUAAGGUUAAGUUGUUGACCAAGGAACUAGAGGCUUUGAAGGAGGCUGGGAUGAAAGCAGCAGAAUCCUUAAAAGUGGCAGAAGCAACUAAUUUGGAGCUGGAGAAGGAAGUCAAAUGCAAGGCUUGGGAAAUAAAAGAUCUUGCAGCCGUAAAAGAUGCUAAGAUACAUGAUUUAGAAGGCAAACUUGAUUCAGUGCAGCUGAGCUGGAAAAAAGAAAAAGAAACAUUUGAGAGAAAACAUGCAGCAAUAGAUCGCUUUGCCAGAGAAAAGGAUGCAAUCCUUGCUUCAGUGAAAGAGGCCCAUGCUGAACAAAUCCAUAAAUGGGAACAUCAGUUCCGAGAACUGCAGAUAAAUAAAGAAACUUUGGAAAUGCAACUACAUCGGGCUGAUUGGAGGCAUACAGAUAGCUUGAGAGAGAAAGAGGCUGUCAUUGAAAAACUUAAACAAGAGCUGGAAACACUGAAAACAAGCUGGGAUUCUCAAGUAGCUCAGAUCUCCAAGGAGACAGUCUCAAAAGACCUUCAGAUUCAAGCAUUUCAAGAAGAAGAGUUAAAACUGAGGGCACAACUGGCUAGCUUUCUACAAGAUACUGAAAGUUAUAAACAGCAGCUUUUACUAGCAAGAGAAAGAGAAGAGUCUCUGGAAAGAGCUAAAGUGCAAAUAGAGCUGGACUGCCAACGGCGUUGCGAGAAUGCUGAAAGAAAUCAAUAUCAGAAAUCGGAAGCUCUAAUACGGAGCCUGUCAACAGCUAGAGACCAGGUUACUGCUGAACUACGGGAGAAGGAACAGAAAUUACAUGAGCUGGAAAUUGUCCUAUCUGCUGUAACCCUUGAGAGAGACCAAACUGUGCAAGAACUUCAGAAGCAUGGUCUCUUGUCAAAAGGAAUUAAACAGGUUACCCUGAAGGAUAAUGAAGGAGCCAUCCAACAAGGUUUUCCUUCUGCUGAAAUCCAGAGACUACAGGAGCAGAACAUUACCUUGCGGGCUGUUAUUGCAGAAAUGAGGAGAGAAAUGGAGACUCUGAAUAUUCAGGCACCUCCUUCUGAUGGUACCAACAUGAAAACACAAGAUGCAGAUAGGAUGAACACUGUUGCAGUUUCUUUUACUCCUGACUAUGUUCAAUCCCUGGAGGAGGAGAUUAGAAAAUUGAAGGAAAAAUGUCAGGCAAUGGAGAAGCAACACAAAAAUGCAACCGAAAUUCCUGGAAAAUUAUUUGUGUCUUCUCUGAACCCAUCCAGUUGUGAUAGAAAUACUCAAACUUCCCAUCAAGGCCAUAUUUCCAGUGGAAACAGCGGUACAUUGCAUCUAGAUGAAAUUGUUCCUGAGACUGCACUGAGACAACAUGAAGUCAGAGCGCCUCAGGAGGAUUCUGUAAGAACACAAGACGUGCAAGUGAAUCUAGUGACCAAGAGGCCUCAGGACAAUUCUGUGCAGCUCAAGCAAAAGUUAUUUGACUUGGGGGCAGGUGAUGGGCCCUAUCAACAUACAGGAAACCGUGCAAAAGUACUGCAAAGUAAACUGAAAGAAGCUGUGAGAAAGAUCUGUAGCCUGAGCAAAGAGAAGCAACAACUACUAGAGAUGGUAAACAGACUUAGAGCAGAACUUGGAGCAGCUUCUAAAGGAGGAUUUAAGGAUGCCAAGAGCUCAAAUCAGCCUCAAGAUCACACUUUCCCUGGUACCCUCUGUCUUAAGGAAUUUGCCAGAGAGACUAAGCACCGUCUUUUAGCUUUAGAACAUCUUCAGUACCAGCUCACAACACAGGAAUUACAGUAUGCACAGCAAAAGCAUGCCUCAGGAAAAUGUUCUCAUUUUGUUGAGAGCUUAAAUAACAAAGAUGUUCCAUGUAACAGUAGUUGUAGCAAAGAAGUGGAAGUCCCUUUGAAACAGGAAUCAUUUGUUAGAAAUCACGAAACGGUCGUGUCAUGCCAGUAUCAGCCACUCAGAAAAGGAAGUACCAGGCAAUCCCAGGAAGGCCAGUUGUCAUCAUCAGGUGCUCAUAGUUCCCUGCAGGACAUAUGGCAGAUUCUAGAGAUGGGAUCAAGCCCUUCUAUUCUCAGCCCUCAGAGCAACAAUGAUCAAGAGAAACCUCAAGUGAUCCACGAUGCUGAAAGAUUUGAAAAUUGGGGGGAAGCCAAUGCAGAUAAUAUAGAAAGAGCACCAGCUGCUGCCUUGACUGUUCGAGGAACCAAGUUUGAUGUCCAGUCAAAGCUAAAACCUAACAAGGCAUCCUGCAGCCAAUUAAGAAAGCCCCGUACCUCACAACGGAUGACCAAAAUCCGAAACUACAAUGUAAAGGAUUGAGCUUUCAGUGACAUAUGUAAUUUUUUAUCAAAAAUAUGCAGAGUUUUGUUAUUAAGCUGUGUUAUCAAGUUGAAGUAUUAAUUCAUUUCAUUGGUACUUUGGUCUUGUAAUGAAAUGCAUUAGACAGCCUCCUCUUUACUUCUGAUAUGACAAUAAAACUCCAUUAUUGUA